UAGAAAAUUAAAUAUGAAUAACACUACUGAAACGUGUCGUGCCGUGAAUGGUAUAGAUGAGAAUCAACGUUGUAACUUUGUGAGAACGACACUUGAUUGUAGAAGCACUCUUAGUUAUAUCGAUUACACCGCUUAUAUAUACUGUUCUUUUGGAAAUGAAGGUGACAGAAUUGCUGUUGGACUUAGUGUUUUAUGGCUAUUGUUGUUAUUUAUUGGUCUAGGGAUAACAGCAAAUGGCUUCUUAUGUCCUGCACUUUUUGUCAUUUCGAAAACUUUGAAGAUGUCUCAGAAUGUUGCUGGAGUAACUUUGUUAGCCUUUGGAAAUGGUUCUCCUAAUAUAUUUUCGGCUAUUGCUGGUAUUCAACAAGGAAAAACUGAUCUUGUAAUAGGAGGAUUAAUAGGGGCAGGUAUAUUUGUAACCACAGUAGUAGCUGGUUCAAUAUUCCUAAUUAAGUCUUUUACAAUUAUGAAAAGACCAUUUCUUAGAGACAUAUUUUUCUAUAUUGGAGGAACAGCUUGGGUUUUCUACCUUUGUUAUACAGGUUUUAUUUACGUAUACCACGCUAUAGGAUUAGUUAUUCUUUACGUAGUCUACGUAAUAGUUGUAGUGGUCAGUAGGUACAUUCAUCUGAAAUAUCAAGUACCAUCGAAAGAAAAAGAAGUGUCUGCACAAGAAAAAUCUAGUAAAUUAGCACCAGUAGCAUCUUUCUCAUCCAUUAAUUUUGGAAAAGCCAAAAGGGAAGAUGAUCCUGAAGCAGCUGGUGUAGUUCUUACCUCGUUCUUUUAUCUUAAUGAUUUUUGGGAUAAUCCACAACAUUCUCAACCCAUUUCACCAGAACAAGAAUCUGGAAUUUUUGUCACUACAACACCACCAGAAAUAACUGGGUGUCGUCCUACAUCAAAAGUUUUUCAGGAGCCUCAAAAUUAUACCUACGUAACUGAUGCGGUCCAAGUCUCUCGAAGUGAAUGGUAUCAUAUAAGAACAAUGGGAUUGGGUAAAUGGGUGCUAAGUGAAGCUUCUUCACAAGAAAAAUCUAGCAAAUUAGCACCAGUAGCAUCUUUCUCAUCCAUUAAUUUCGGAAAUAUUAAAAGGGAAGAUGAUCCUGAAGCAACUGGUGUAGUUCUUACUUGCAGUAUCAGCGUUAACAUCGAAUCCCUAGAGAAGACAUCAAGUGAAACUUCGUUGGCGUCAAGCAAGAAGAAAGUUAAGAUCCCUGUGGAUGGAGAGGUUGACCCAGUGAAGGACUUUUUAUAUCAGAUCUGUCCUAUUAACAUUUUUCUAUCUAAAGUAUAUGUAUUGAAAGCUUUAAAAUACAGUAAACAUGGAAUUUUUCUACCACUUAAAGUAAAACUGACAUAUUUACUGAUAGGCAGUAUCAGCGUUGACAUCGAAUCCCUAGAGAAGACAUCAAGUGAAACUUCCUUGGCGUCAAGCAAGAAGAAAGUUAAGAUCCCUGUGGAUGGAGAGGUUGACCCAGUGAAGGACUUUUUAUAUCAGAUCUGUCCUAUUAACGUAAGAGGAUGGCGCAAACUUAUCUGGUGGCGACGUGUACUUGAGAUCUGCAAGUGCCCUGUGAUGUUACUUCUUACGAUUACCACACCUGUUUUGGAUGUAACUAAACCAAAACAGAAUUGGUGUCGUUAUCUCAAUGUAUUACACUGCAUUACUGGUCCUUUGUUCAUUUUAAUGGUUACUGGAUAUGCUCUUACAAUGAUUGGAGGCAAAUUUCAACUAAUUUGCAUAAUUUUAGUGUUUUCUUUGAUCUUAGCUGCUAUAGUAUUUUUCACAAGUGAAAAUGAUAAGCAACCAAAAUAUCAUUGUGCAUUUUCUUAUUUGGGAUUUUUGGUUGCUGUUAUAUGGAUUUAUUGCAUUUCUAACGAAAUUGUAAUUUUGUUGCAAGCUGUAGGAAUUGUUUUUAACCUCAGUGACACCAUAAUUGGUUUAACCAUUUUGGCAUGGGGAAACUCUUUACUCGAUUUCCUUUCAAAUGUGGCGGUAGCAAGGAAAGGUUUUCCAAGAAUGGGAAUUGCAGCUUGUUUUGGAACACCGUUCUUAACACUUUUACUUGGUGUUGGUGUUUCUUCGAUGAUACGAUUAUUUAAAAGUAACGAUGGGAAAUUGACGUUAAUAUUUACAAGAUUGACAAUAAUUUUAUUUGCAACAUUAGCAACGAGUUUGAUUAUCACCUUAAUUACCAUGACAAUCCUGCGAUUCCGAGUAAAGAGAUAUUGUGGUAUCUUCCUGAUAAUUGUAUACCUGACAUUUUUAAUUACUUCAGUGCUUACUGAAGUUGGAAUAUUCUAAAAAUUUUCUAAAAAUAUUUUUCUUCAAUGCAAUAAAUUCAUACACUUCUAUAAAAACAAAC
Molecule: messenger RNA, 2366 nt
Organism: Centruroides sculpturatus (bark scorpion)
Lineage: Eukaryota; Metazoa; Arthropoda; Arachnida; Scorpiones; Buthidae
Product: mitochondrial sodium/calcium exchanger protein-like
Exons: 19
Coding region: 14-2305 (763 amino acids)
Biological process (GO): transmembrane transport; intracellular calcium ion homeostasis; monoatomic cation transport
Cellular component (GO): membrane
Molecular function (GO): calcium:sodium antiporter activity
Source: RefSeq, a predicted model, not a curated record